AUGACAAAAGGGACAGAAUUUGUACUGUUAGGAUUGUCUCAGGCACAUAAAAUGCAACUCUUCAUCUUUUUUCUCUUCCUCCUUUUCUAUGUCAUUUUUCCUCCAUCCUCCUUACAGUCCAGGGAGAUUCUCAGUGGGAUCCCCAAGGUACUUUUCCUAACUCAUCUGGAUUUCCUGGAUAUCUGUUACUCUUCUAUUAUUCUACCUAAGAUGCUGGCUGAUUUCUUCUAACAACAGAAAACCAUCUCUUCUAAAAGCUGCAUAGCACAGCUCUUCUUCCUUCACUUUCUUGGUGGAACUGUGGUCUUCCUACCCACAGCAAUGACCUUUGACAGAUUUGUGGAUCUUCAUUAUGCAGCCUUAAUGAGGACAACACUCUGUUGGAUCUUGGUGGGGAUAGCAGGCUGCUGGAUUCACAAAUUCAUUCAGGUUGUAUUUGUUGUUCAUCUUCCCUUCUGUGGCCCAAAUGGACUUGACAACUUCUUUGGUGAUGUUACACAAGUGAUUAAGUUAGAACUGUCCAGAGGGGAGAGCAAAGCAGCAAGUACCAGUGCUACCCACAUCAUUAUCGUCUUUGUUAUGUUUGUACUAGCUACAUAUAUCUACUGCCGGUCUUUCUACACGUUACCUCUGGGAAUGGUGUUCCACACCACGGUUUUUCCCCUCAGCAACCCCAUGAUCUACACGCUGAGGAAGAAGGAGAUCUUCAGUGCCAUGAAAUGA
Myiozetetes cayanensis is the source of this 723-nucleotide messenger RNA. Its product is annotated as olfactory receptor 4N5-like. Gene Ontology annotation, biological process: G protein-coupled receptor signaling pathway. Lineage: Eukaryota; Metazoa; Chordata; Aves; Passeriformes; Tyrannidae. The record is from RefSeq and is a predicted model, not a curated record. Gene Ontology annotation, cellular component: membrane. Gene Ontology annotation, molecular function: olfactory receptor activity.